UGAAGUCACUAUAGUUUUUAACUCACGUUUACUUUGUCUUUACAAUUUUACUGGUUCAACUACCAACUUGAUAUCCCUUUAUAAUCCAAUUUGAGAUUGCUUACGUCUCUUGAGUUGAAUUAAGAUGUUGCCAAAUGAGGAGUUGGAAGUGGAUUUACAGCAUGAAAUUGUACUCUGCAACAAAGGUGGAAGUUUUCGUAUAUGAGUGCUGCCUCCACUCCUGUCUCCCGUAUGAGCCAAGCAUGGAUGUCAUCUAUGAAGAAUAAGGCCAUGGCACCAGCAGCAUGUAGUACACCGCUGCUUGCCGCCUUCCCUGGCAAUGAUGAUGAAAAGGAGAGACGUCAGCGCAGAAGGUCUAGAGUAAUUGACCUUCAAACUGCUACGGAAUCUUCCUUGAAUGAAUCUGGACAUCAUAGUCCUGCAGGGACACCAGCUGCUGUGCCCAAAUUGUCCAAUGCUCAAAUCUCAGAGCAUUACUCGACUUGUAUCAAACUCUCCACUGAGAAUAAAAUUACAACCAAAAAUGCCUUUGGUCUACAUCUUAUUGAUUACAUGGCUGAUAUUCUUAAGCAGAAAGAUUCAGAACUCACAAAUUUCAAGGUGGCAGCUGGGACACUUGAUGCCAGUACCAAGAUCUAUGCUGUUCGGGUUGAUGCAGUUCAUGCUGAUGCCUACAGAGUUCUUGGUGGUCUUGGCGCAGAAACCAAACCAGGAGAAGAUCAUGAAAUAAAAGAUGAAGAGCAAAAUGAAGACACUGAGGUGACUGCCAAACAGCCAAAGAAGAAACGACCUCCAAAGAAGACAGUGGAGCAGAACCCGAGCAACUUAAAUUGUGCUGAGUCUGAGAGGAAAUGUGAAGUUGACCCCAUGCUUCAUCGCAUGGCGUCAUCUUUUGACGAGAGUAGCACGGCUGGGGUCUUCUUAUCUGUCCUCUUCAGUGAAAACAGUCGCUGCGAGCUGCUCUUUCCUUCAAGCAUGAUCCUUCUUCAGUCCACACCCUCAUACUCUCCACCGCCUGCAAUGGCGGUCCCUGCAUUGCCAUUUAUGUCUGGACUGCAGCGAUCUCAGGAGAAAAGUGACAUCUGCCCCUCUCUGCAGGACUUUUCCUUCACAAGCUGGAAUCCCGAGCAGACAAUGAACCAACUUUUGGAGAAAAUGAAGCAGGGUGAACACGUUUUUGAUGUCAAUGCUGAGCCUGAACCAGAAGUUGAAGAAGAUGAUUACCCUGAAUUUGAUGGCGACUACGAGGAGGGACAGGGUGAAAAAGAAGGGCCAAGAGAACAUAAAGAUGGUUGUGUAGCUUCAAGCUCUGGAAAAGGACGUGAUGUGAUACCCAUUGGAGAAGGCGAUAUCACAACUAUGUGUCUGCAGCUUUCCUCUCAGCCCAGAGAGUAUUCGUACUUCAGUCCAAGGACAAUGGCCACAUGGGCCGGACCAGGCUACUGGCAGUUCAAGCCAAAGCAUAAGUUGGAUCAUUUGCCUGACAAGGAGACGCGGAAAAAGAAGCCCAAAAAAACCAUCGAAAUAGACUUCAACGCUGAUGUCAACUUUGACACCUAUUUCCGUACCACAAGAGCCGCCACAACUCUCAACAAGUCGGCCCUAAGUUCCAACAACAAAAAAACAAUUCUCCCAGCAGACUUCCAGUUUCCCCCAGAAAGCCUCUCCCAACUCAGCCUUAAAUCAUCAGUGUCGUUAUGCCAGGAAGCGCAGAAGAGGCUGUCUGGAGAGCUUACGGAAGGCAUUGGCGACUAUGAUUACAACAAUGCCAACGAUAAAAACAACUUUUGUCCAGGUCUUCAGGCUGCCGACAGUGACGAUGACAUGGAAGGGUUUCCAGACUCUGACGAGACACAACCUUCAGGUGAAAAUUUUCCACCUCCCUCACACGAAGGUGUCUCGACCUACGGCGACGAAGAUCUCGUACCUGAACCAUAUAGGGUCAACAAAAUUGAGAUCAACUAUGCCAAGACAGCCAAGAAAAUGGACAUGAAGAGGCUCAAGAGCAGCAUAUGGACUCUUCUUACUGAAAGUGAAGAAAACCCCACAAAGGAGGUGGAUGUUACAGAAAACCCUGGGGUUUGCGGGGACAAAGUCUUCAGCCAGACCACAAAGACACUACUUCAAAGACUUCCCAGCACAAUGGCUCAGAACCUGUCAGUACCUUUGGCGUUUGUUGCUUUGCUCCAUCUUGCAAAUGAAAAGAAUUUGGAGCUAAUGAAGGUUGAUGACAUGUCAGACAUCAUCAUCAGGCAAGGCCAUUGAGGAGAAAAGUAUUAUAUGAAACUGAAAAAUGUUCUAUUCUGUUGGAAUUCUGUUGUUCUUAAUGUUCUUUAAUGCGUAUAUCUUAUAUCUCUUAGCAGCAAGCUUUAGUUUGUUUCCAUGCAUGUCCGAGAAAUAUAAUCAGAUGCGAUAGCAUGUUGCAAUUUGAAGAAGUGUUCGCUUCGCACAAAACCAGACCAAUAUCAUUCCAUGUUCCUUAAGUCCAUGCAUAAUUUUUGGAAGCUAAAACCAUACACAUACUGGUAUGGUCUGUAUUACUAUAUAACAUGCCACCUACAGAUUGUGUAUAGUUUACUUUGGCUUUUUUUUUUUUU
Messenger RNA from Corythoichthys intestinalis (scribbled pipefish), 2597 nucleotides. RefSeq names its product non-SMC condensin I complex, subunit H (gene ncaph). The transcript has 18 exons. Gene Ontology annotation, biological process: mitotic chromosome condensation. NCBI's taxonomy places the organism in Eukaryota, Metazoa, Chordata, Actinopteri, Syngnathiformes, Syngnathidae. Gene Ontology annotation, molecular function: chromatin binding. The coding region runs from base 202 to 2265 and encodes 687 amino acids. The record is from RefSeq and is a predicted model, not a curated record. Gene Ontology annotation, cellular component: condensin complex.